Tinamus guttatus (white-throated tinamou) is the source of this 5295-nucleotide messenger RNA. Lineage: Eukaryota; Metazoa; Chordata; Aves; Tinamiformes; Tinamidae. The record is from RefSeq and is a predicted model, not a curated record.
GUUAUCUCCGCAGGAGGCAGGCUGCCCAGGAGCCCAUGGAACAUGGGCUUGUACUGUCCCAGGGCUCAUCCUUCACCUACCAGGACAUUUUGGAUGAGUUGAUCAUUUACACUCAGAGUGGCGCGGCAGCACAGACGGAUGAGUUUGGAUUCUCCAUCACGGACGGACUCUACACCCAGCUCGGGAGGCUGGAGUUCUCCAUGGAGCUGCAGAAGAAUGAGCCACCCAAAUUAGCUGUCAACAAGGGCCUGCAGCUUCCUGCUGGUUCUGCAGCACGUCUCACAGAUCAGCACUUGAAAGUGGCAGCUAAUUACUUGGAUGACACGAGGGUCAGAUUUGUCGUGAAGAAGGAUCCCAGUGUCGGCAGUCUGCAGUUGACCAAAACUGAUAAUCCAGUCCAGAUCUCUGUCAAAGGACCAGCCAAAAGUUUCACCCAGGCUGACAUAAAUAAAGGACAAGUGACAUACAGUCACAAGAAAGGGGAUCCCAGCGGAGAUUUUGCUUUCAGCUUUGAUGUGAUCGAUACAGAUGGCAACAAACUGACGGACCAGUUUUUCCAUAUUAGUGUAGUAGAGGACAGGCUCCCGCCCUCCAUCAUCGCUAACAAGGGGCUGGUCUUGGACGAGAACUCGGUGAGGAAGAUCACGACCCUGCAGCUCUCCGCCACGGACGCGGACAGCGAGCCGGCGCGGCUCCGCUUCCGGCUCACGCGGCAGCCACGGCUGGGGCGCCUGGAGCACGCCGCCUCCCCAGGGACAAGAAUCAGUUCUUUUAGCCAGGCAGACCUGGCCUCACGCAACAUCCAGUAUGUCCACACCAGCGACACUGAGGAACACGCCGACGCGUUCACUUUUUCUGUGUCCGAUGGAACGAAUGAGGUGAGCCAGACGUUCGACAUCACCAUUAACCCUGUGGAUGAUUCCCUGCCUGUAGUGCAGAGCCCUGGGAUGAGAGUUCAAGAAGGUGUGAGAAAAACCAUCACAGAGUUCGAGCUUAAAGCAACAGAUGCUGACACGGAGGCUGAGUCAAUCACAUUCACGGUUGUGCAGCCACCCCGGCAUGGCCUGAUUGAACGCGCUGUCAAGGGGCAGCGUUACCACCAAGCCACCACCUUCACGAUGGAUGACAUCUACCAGAACCGCAUCAGCUACAGUCACGAUGGUAGCAACUCCCUGAAGGAUCGCUUCACUUUCACGGUAUCUGAUGGAACCAAUCCCUUCUUCGUUGUGGAGGACGAGGGGAAAGAGGUUGUGACAGCAGCACCACAGCGCUUCCAGGUAGACAUUCUACCUGUGGAUGAUGGGACACCCAGGGUCAUCACCAACCUGGGCUUGCAGUGGCUGGAGUACGCGGAUGGCAAGGCAACCAAUGUAAUCACUAAGAAGGAAUUACUGACAACAGAUCCUGACACAGAUGACAAGCAACUGAUCUAUGAGAUAACAAGCGGCCCCAGACAUGGUUAUUUGGACAACAAGCUGAAACCAGGGACAGCUGUGACCACCUUCACUCAGGAGGAUGUGAACCACGGCCUCAUUCGCUACGUGAUGCACGAGGACAAGGUUCAGGAGACCAUGGACAGCUUUCAGUUCCUAGUGAAGGACAGCAAGCCCAAUGUGGUCAGCGGCAAUGUCUUCCAUGUUCGGUGGUCUCUCAUCAGCUUUGCCUACACCAGCUACAACAUCAGUGAGAGCGCAGGCUCUGUGAGCGUCCCCAUACGGCGGAUCGGGAACCUCAACCAGUACGCGAUCGUCCUGUGCCGCACCGAGCACGGAACGGCCCGGGGCAGCUUGCCAGUGACAUUGCUGCUUUCUGCUUUCCAGGUGCAGUUUGAGGAGCGGGAGGACACCAAGGCCUGCACCAUUCUCAUUAACGACGAUGACAUCUUUGAGAGCACGGAGAGCUUCGCUGUGGAGCUCAGCAUGCCGGCCUACGCCCUGCUGGGCAACAUCACCCGGGCCACGGUCUUCAUCACAGACGCCGAGGACGAGCCCGCGCUGCAGUUCGACAGGAGGACGUACCACGUCAGCGAGAGCGCUGGCUUUCUCUCUGCUCCCAUUGAAAGGAAAGGGGACACCAGCAGCACUGUGUCUGCCAUAUGUUACACGGUCUCCAAAUCAGCCAAGGGAAGCAGCCUCUAUAUGCUGGAGUCUGGCUCUGACUUCAAGUCCCGGGGGAUGACAGACGACAGCCGCGUUGUUUUUGGGCCAGGUGUCACUGUGUCGACAUGCGACAUCACGCUGAUCGAUGACAGCGAAUAUGAAGAAGAGGAGGAAUUUGAGAUCGUGCUGGCUGAUGCUUCCAAUAAUGCCCGCAUUGGAAGCCUGGCUUCAGCCAGCGUCUUCAUCGCUGGUCCCAACGACGCCUCCACUGUGUUCCUGGGAAAUGCUUCUUUCACCAUCAGUGAGGCCGCAGGAAACAUUGAAAUUCCAGUCCUCCGGCAGGGACCUGAUCUGUCCCUCCCUGUCUCUGUGUGGUGUGCCACUCGGACGUCAGACCCUCCGUCUGCCAGCCCUGGAAUCGACUAUGUCCCCAGCUCCAGAAAAAUCGAGUUCAGACCAGGCAGGACGCAGGAGUCCUGCACUCUGACAAUCCUGGAUGAUGCUCAGGACCCGGUGAUAGAAGGGCUGGAGACAUUCGUUGUGUAUCUCAGCUCACCCCAUGGAGCUGAGCUGACAGAGCCUUUCCAAGCAAUAGUGGCCAUUAAUGACAUCUUCCAAGAUGUGCCCAGCAUGCAGUUCAGCAAGGAUGUGUACACAGUGAAGGAGAAGGAGGGUGCCCUGCACAUCCCCAUCUUCCGUAUUGGGGACCUGAGCUACGAGUCUUCCGUCAGGUGCUACACCCAGAGCCAGACUGCAGAGGUCAUGGAGGACUUUGCAGAGAGGAGAGAUGCGGAGGAGUCCCGCAUCACUUUUCUGAAGGGAGAGAAGGUGAAAAACUGCACGGUUUACAUUAGCGAUGACUCUGCCUUUGAACCAGAGGAGCAGUUCCAGGUCCAUCUUGGUAGCCCACUUGGAAACCAUUGGAGUGGAGCUAGAAUUGGAAAGAUGGAUAUGGCAACUGUAACUGUCACCAAUGAUGAAGAUGCACCCACCAUUGAGUUUGAAGAAACUUCAUACCAAGUGCGGGAACCACCCGGCCCAGAGGGUGUUGCUGUUUUAAAUAUCAAGGUGGUCCGGAGAGGGGAUCAGAACAGGACCUCCAAAGUCCGCUGCAGCACCCGUGAUGGCUCAGCUCAGGCUGGAGUGGAUUAUUACCCCAGGAGUCAAGUGCUCAAGUUCAGCCCAGGUAUGAACCACAUCAUCUUUAAGGUGGAGAUCAUGUCCAAUGAUGACCGGGAAUGGCAUGAGUCUUUCUCGCUGGUGCUGGGCCCAGAUGACCCAGUGGAUGCUGUUCUUGGAGAUAUCAGCACCGCAAUAGUGACUAUUUUGGAUCAGGAAGCAACGGGGAGCCUGAUUCUUCCGGCACCUCCUGUGGUCGUCACCCUGGCUGACUAUGACAAUGUGGAAGGAGCGACCAAAGAGGGUGCUAAGAAAUCGCCUUCCCCAGGCUAUCCGCUCAUCUGCGUCACUCCUUGCGACCCUCACUUCCCCAAGUACGAGGUCAUGAAGGAACGCUGCACUGAGGCUGGGAUCAAUCAGUCAUCAGUACAGUUCAGCUGGGAAGUAGCAACCCCUACGGAUAGCAACGGGGCCAGGUCACCCUUUGAAACCAUCACCGACAACACACCGUUCACUAGUGUCAACCAUAUGGUGCUGGACAGCAUUUAUUUCAGCCGGCGGUUCCAUGUGCGCUGUGUGGCCAAGGCUGUGGACAAGGCUGGCCACGUGGGGACCCCCCUGAGAAGCAACAUAGUUACCAUAGGGACAGACAGUGCCAUCUGUCACACUCCGGUGGUAGCGGGCACGGCCCGAGGUUUCCAGGCACAGUCAUUCAUUGCCACGCUGAAGUACCUGGACGUCAAACACAAGGAACAUCCCAACAGGAUCCACAUCUCAGUGCAGAUUCCUCAUCAGGAUGGGAUGCUGCCCCUCAUCUCCACCCUACCGCUGCACAAUCUGCAUUUCCUGCUCUCCGAGUCUAUCUACAGGCACCAGCAUGUCUGCUCGAACCUGGUCACCAUCAGGGACCUUAAAGGCAUCUCAGAGGCAGGGUUCUUGGAUGAAGUUACUCAGGAUAGUAUCAUUCUUGGUCCUGGAUAUGACCGGCCUUACCAGUUUGACCCCACGGUGAGAGAGCCAAAGACAAUCCAGCUCUACAAACACCUCAACCUCAAGAGCUGCAUUUGGACUUUUGAUGCUUACUAUGACAUGACCGAGUUAAUUGAUAUCUGCGGAGGCUCUGUCACUGCUGACUUCCAGGUCCGGGACUCUGCUCAGUCCUUCCUAACAGUGCACGUCCCGCUCUACGUAUCCUACAUUUAUGUGACGGCACCGCGAGGCUGGGCGUCUCUGGAGCAUCACACCGAGAUGGAGUUCUCCUUCUUCUAUGAUACCGUUCUCUGGAGAACAGGCAUCCAGACGGACAGCGUGCUCUCCGCCCGGCUGCAGAUCAUCAGGAUCUAUAUCCGUGAGGACGGCCGCCUGGUGAUCGAGUUCAAGACACAGGCCAAGUUUAGAGGGCUUUUUGUAAUGGAGCACCACAGCCUGCCAGAUGUGAAGUCUUUUCUAAAGCCACCAGAGCACCUGGGAGGCAUCGAGUUUGACCUGCAGCUGCUGUGGAGCGCCCAGACGUUCGACUCGCCCUACCAGCUCUGGAGAGCCACCAGCUCCUAUAACAGGAAGGACUACUCUGGAGAGUACACGAUCUUCCUAAUCCCCUGCACCGUCCAGCCCACGCAGUCGUGGACGGAGCGCGGGGACAAGCGCCCGGCCUGCACAGCUCACGCUCCUGAACGAUUUUUGAUCCCGAUUGCCUUCCAGCAGACAAACCGCCCAGUCCCGGUUGUCUACUCCCUAAACACGGAGUUUCAGCUCUGUAACAAUGAGAAGGUGUUUCUGAUGGAUCCCACCAAAGCUGAAAUGUCCCUGGCAGAAAUGGAUUACAAGGGGGCUUUUUCCAAAGGUCAAAUCCUGUAUGGCCGGGUGCUCUGGCACCCCGAACAAAACCUAAAUGGUGCUUACAAGCUACGGCUGGAGAAAGUCUACCUGUGUACCGGCAAGGAUGGCCAUGUGCCUUUCUUUGACCCCACGGGAAGUGUCUAUAACGAGGGCCCCCAGUACGGCUGUAUUCAACCCAACAAGCACCUCAAGCACAGAUUUCUCCUCUUGGUAAGAUUUGUGCUGUCUUUACCUAUGU